AUGGCUGAAAUCCCCAAAGUCCAAACCGUUGCUCUCGUUCGUGAAAUCGGCGGUCCUGUCGAGUUCCCCGAAGACUAUCCUGUUCCUACUCCCGGAAAUAACGAGGUUUUGGCUAAAGUCCUCUAUACUGGGGUAUGCCAUAGUGACCUCUUUGUGAAGGAAGGCACAGCUUCCGGGCUCGAUGGUGUCCCUAUUACCCAGUUGAGAUUUCCGCACAUUGGUGGCCAUGAAGGCGUAGGGCGUAUUGUGGCUCUAGGACCAGGUUGUGGAUCAGACUUGGAAGUCGGAAACCUUGUUGGGAUCCGUUUUGCCAGUCGAAUCUGCAGACGAUGCGAGUUUUGUCUUGCUGGAACAGAGCAAUAUUGUGUGAAAGGCACGACCCAUCUUCUUCACGAGGAUGGGAGUUUCCAGCAGUAUAUCGCUCUUGAUGCAGAUUACUUGACCAUCCUCCCGGAUGAUGUCGAUCCUAAGCUUAUAGGCCCGGUACUGUGUGCCGGGAUCACUGCGUAUAAGGCUGUAUUAGGAACAAACAUUAGAGCCGGAAGCUGGCUUGUCGUCGUUGGCGCAGGCGGAGGCCUCGGACAUUUAGCAGUCCAAUACGCCAAAGUCCUCGGGGCCCAGGUAAUCGGGGUGGAUGCACCUAACAAACGCGACCUCGUUCUCGGCGUCGGUGCCACGGAGUUCGUCGACUUUGUCAAUACAGAUCCCGUUCAGCGCAUUCACGAAAUUACUGGCUCUGGCGCACACGCCGUGGUCGUCACAGCCGGGAGUGCGAGCGCCUUCGCCCGUGCAGCCGACAUGCUACGUGUUGGGGGUACACUGAGUUGCGCGGGGGUCCCGCCUGGAAAAGCCGUGCUCGAAACGCCGAUCUGCAACAUAAUCAUCAAGGGUCUGAAGAUCUGUGGGAACAUAGUGGGCUCGAUGAAAGAAUGUAUGGAGGCGGUGGACUUGACUCGGCGGGGCCUGGUGAAGCCUGAGAUCAAACUUCGGCCGUUCAAAGAGUUGCCAGCUGUGUAUGAAGAGAUGGAGAAGGGGGAUAUUGCGGGGAGGAUUGUACUGGAAGUCCCUGAGUAG
Molecule: messenger RNA, 1074 nt
Organism: Aspergillus puulaauensis
Lineage: Eukaryota; Fungi; Ascomycota; Eurotiomycetes; Eurotiales; Aspergillaceae
Product: zinc-dependent alcohol dehydrogenase
Exons: 4
Coding region: 1-1074 (357 amino acids)
Molecular function (GO): zinc ion binding; oxidoreductase activity
Source: RefSeq, a predicted model, not a curated record